Messenger RNA from Canariomyces notabilis, 1074 nucleotides. RefSeq names its product DUF1977-domain-containing protein. Gene Ontology annotation, biological process: cellular response to misfolded protein. The record is from RefSeq and is a predicted model, not a curated record. Gene Ontology annotation, molecular function: Hsp70 protein binding. The transcript is spliced from 2 exons. Bases 1 to 1074 code for a protein of 357 amino acids. Gene Ontology annotation, cellular component: endoplasmic reticulum membrane. NCBI's taxonomy places the organism in Eukaryota, Fungi, Ascomycota, Sordariomycetes, Sordariales, Chaetomiaceae.
AUGCCCGAUGCCUCUGCCUCGGGGGCUUCGGCCUCCCAUAACGACAGCUCUGCGCGCAACCGGCGCGAGCACAACCAGGGCAAUCAAGAGCGCAAGUACACGGCCGAGCAGAAAGCCGCCGUCCUCCGCAUCCGACGAUGCAGCCCAACCGCUUUUUAUGAGAUCCUGGAGCUCCAAAAAACGUGCAGCGACGCCGAGAUCAAAAAGGCCUACCGCCGUCUGUCACUGCUGACCCACCCGGACAAGAACGGCCACGAGCACGCCGACGAGGCCUUCAAGAUGGUGUCGCGGGCGUUCAGCGUACUGGGCGAUAAGGAGAAGAGGGACAAGUACGACCGCUUUGGGACGGACCCCGACAACCGCUUCGCGAAUGCCCAGCACGCGGCGCAGAACCCGUUUGCGGGUUUCGCGAACAGGGGAGCGGCGGGCGCAGGGGGAGGGGGCAUGUGGGCCGAGGAAGAGAUCAGUCCCGAGGAGCUGUUCGCGAGGUUCUUUGGCGGCGGUGGAGGGGGGUUUGGUGGGCCGUUUGCAGGUUUCGACGGCGGGCCGCAGUUUGUCUUCAACUUUGGCGGGCCGGGCAUCAGGGUGCACAACUUUGGCGGGAACCGCCCGAGGGGCCGGCCCCGCAACCCCGGUCAGGAGGAGCCGGCGAGCACGUGGAGCUCGCUUGUUGGCUUGCUGCCCAUUCUCAUCUUUGUCAUCUGGCCCAUUCUUUCGGCGCUCUUGUCGGGCAUCUCGAGCAUCGGCACCCCAGCGACGCCUACCAUGGCGUUUGAUAACCCGGUCCCGCCGCUGUACACGAUGGAACGGACAACGCCCAAUUACAAGGUCAAAUACUACCUCAACCCGCAGGACAUCCAGUCGUACAGUCCGUCCAAGCUCUACUCGCUGGACAAGAAGGCCGAGGUUCUGCUCGUUCAGGAGCUCCGGAUCAAGUGCGAGGAGGAAAUGGCGCAUAAGCAGCAAUUGAGGAACGCUGCCCAAGGUUGGCUACGCCCUGAUCCGGACAAGAUGGAGUUGGCGAAUUCAUACCCUAUGCCGGCCUGUCGGAGGCUGCAGUCGAUGAAAUUGUAG